Sphaerulina musiva SO2202 is the source of this 1137-nucleotide messenger RNA. RefSeq names its product Golgi apparatus membrane protein TVP18. Gene Ontology annotation, biological process: vesicle-mediated transport. NCBI's taxonomy places the organism in Eukaryota, Fungi, Ascomycota, Dothideomycetes, Mycosphaerellales, Mycosphaerellaceae. The record is from RefSeq and is a predicted model, not a curated record. The transcript is spliced from 4 exons. The coding region runs from base 401 to 847 and encodes 148 amino acids. Gene Ontology annotation, cellular component: Golgi membrane.
GUCAGGUAGCAGUAGAGGACGCGAACCUCUCUUCACUUUACUCCACGCAAACACAAUCCACCCAACUCCCUUCGCAACCUCAUACAAAGUCCAUUGGACCCCUGAAACAUCCACAUCACCACUGCUGUCGAGUCACCGCGCCCCCCUUCCCAACAACAAAGACGACAAUAAGCGGAUCGACUUCAGAGCACAUUCAGCCAGAUCAACAACCGCAUCGCCAGCAAAGCAUUGUACGAGUACCGAGGAAGCAGGCGUAGAAGCAGGCGUAGAGUGGAGAGAAGAACAGAGAAGAGUGAAGAAGAGCAGAGCAUAGCAGAACAGGGUCGAGCAGAGCAGCGCAAAGCAGAGCAGCGCAGAGCAGAACUGCGCAGAAAAGAGUAAAGUAGAGCAGAAAGACAAGAUGACGCUCGCGGAGGAGCUGAGAUCGCGCAACUUCAGCAUCUAUGGCCAAUGGACGGGCAUCAUCGCCAUGAUUCUAUGUUUUGCCCUGGGAAUCGCCAACAUCUUCCACCUCCACUGGGUCAUUCUGUUCAGUGUGCUAUGCCUCAUAUCCACCUUCAUCAUCCUCUUUAUUGAAGUGCCGCUUCUCCUCCGAAUCUGCCCGACCUCUCCCAAAUUCGAUACCUUCAUUCGACGAUUCGCGACCAACUACAUGCGCGCCGCCAUCUACGCCGUCAUGUCACUCAUUCAGUGGCUGAGUAUCAUUGCAAAAGCGACGAGUCUCAUCGCAGCUGCGAUUGUCUUGUUGCUCGCUGCCAUCUUCUACGCUCUCGCAGGCUUCAGGGGGCAGGAGUUCCAGAGCAGUAAGACAUUGGGAGGCCAAGGCGUAGCGCAGAUGAUUGUGUAGGACGGCGCGAAAAGACAAAAUGGCGGAUAAGGAGCUAAGGAUGUGAGGAUGUGAUAGCAUGGCGAAGACGGACGCGCGCGGAGGACGUGGUCAGAAGAGACCAUGCCGCCGCUGCAUUGCGCAUUGUGACGGCCUUUCUGGUGCGGAGUGGCUAUGCUGAAUGCAGGCAAUAUGAUACACGUGUACUUCUACUACGAACUCACGGAUUUGAGCAUGAGAUGAUGAUCUACCAUCAGCCAUUGUGCCGCUCCCGCGAACGUACCAGGCUGUAGCAGACACUGGAAACUGCC